UUGAUUAUAUCGACUUUUCUAAUAAGUCUACGAUUUUGUAUUUCACGAGGGUCGGUUGAUAGUCACUGCGUGCAAGGAAUUUUCUUCGGAAUUCAGCGCAACGUCGAACGGUUGCCUUAUUUUUUCACGUUUCAACUUUACGAACUAAACGUACUAAUGUCGAUCUCUACUAUUAGACGACAAGUUAAAAAUGUUGCCUAUAAUUUUUCGGACGCUCAAGUGAAAGUUAGGGAAGCUACAUGUAACGAUCCAUGGGGACCAUCCACAGCCCUUAUGUCUGAAAUCUCUGACCUCACCAAUAAUCCAAUGGCUUUCACCGAAGUAAUGUCUAUAAUUUGGAAGAGAUUAAACGAUUCAGGGAAAAAUUGGCGCCAUGUCUAUAAAAGUCUAGUUCUGCUCGAUUUUUUGAUUAAGUGUGGAAAUGACAAGGUUUCACAGCAGUGUCGAGAGAAUAUCUUUACAAUUGAAACGCUCAAAGAUUUUCAGCAUAUUGAAGAUAACAGAGAUCAGGGUCUUAAUAUUCGCGAAAAAGCUAAGCAAAUAACUGCACUACUAACAGAUGAAGAGCGUUUGAAGAAUGAACGAACACGUUUUAUGCUCACAAGGACAAAAUUCCGUGAAAAUAGUGCGCUAGCUGUUGGAUCAGAACGAAGAAUCAGACGGUCUGAUACUGGCACUGCAUUAGAUCCUGAGAUAGAGGAUGCCCGACCUUCUUCGGUUGGCGAAGAGGAAAUGCAACUGCAAAUUGCAAUCGCACUAUCUAAGGAAGAGCACGAAAAGAUUGAUGAAAUGAUGAGAAGCGAUGAAGUUCGACUUCAGCUUGCUCUGGAAGAGUCUCAACGUGAAGCUGAAAGAAUGGCUAAAAUGGAACAGAAAACUGUCAACAGUGGACAGCUUACACAAAGUGCUCUUGACGAUUUGCUUUCUCUUGGAGUUGGAGAGGUGAAUCUCCACAGGUUUUCAAGUUCCUUUUUUCAGUUUGCUAGAGAUGGUGAUAUAGUCUCUGGGCUUUACUUUUUAAAUCAUUGUACUUGA
Angiostrongylus costaricensis is the source of this 1035-nucleotide messenger RNA. Lineage: Eukaryota; Metazoa; Nematoda; Chromadorea; Rhabditida; Metastrongylidae. The record is from the annotation of a GenBank genome assembly.